Electrophorus electricus (electric eel) is the source of this 1547-nucleotide messenger RNA. RefSeq names its product VPS37B subunit of ESCRT-I a (gene vps37ba). Gene Ontology annotation, biological process: protein targeting to membrane; ubiquitin-dependent protein catabolic process via the multivesicular body sorting pathway; protein targeting to vacuole. The record is from RefSeq and is a predicted model, not a curated record. Lineage: Eukaryota; Metazoa; Chordata; Actinopteri; Gymnotiformes; Gymnotidae. Gene Ontology annotation, cellular component: ESCRT I complex.
UAAAACCCCCCACAUUAUUUUACACAUUGUUUGCCCUUUAUUACCAUAGAAAAGGCCCAGACUUCUCAUUAAAAUACUUUGUUUGCCAAAGGUAAACAGUGGUGAAUGCUGCUGUUAUUCCUUUCUGCGCAAACAUUCUCUUCCAGUGUGCCGGCGACACACCGACGCAUCGUUCAAGCCCAUAUCGAAUGUGCUCCACCGACCCAAAACCGAAACAUAUCGUAUAUAAUUUCACUUUCGACACAACUCGGCCCAUGUACAGGAUUUUCGAACUGGCCUAAGGUCAGAUUCAACACACACGCGUCACCAAACUCGAAACGCGACGUCACAGCGUAACUCCUCUCUCGGCUCUUUCCGGUCGAAGUGAGUACGGCUUUGCUCGCUGGCGUCGCGUUUCCUCCUCCAGAGUGGCAAAGUCUUAAAAACUCAGAAGGCCAGCGGAGGGAGGGAGGGAAAGCGCACGACUGUGGCCGGGAUGGCUCGCUUCGGAAGCGAAUUGGCCGCUUACUCCAUAGCGCAGUUAUCGGAGCUGCUCGAAGACGACGAGAAGCUCAGCAACAUCGUCCAGGACAUGGAGGAGGUGCAGAAGGUGCAGCAGAGCAAGGAGACGACCCUGGCCAGUAACCGGAACCUGGCUGAGCAGAACCUCCAGCUGCAGCCUACUCUCGACCUUCAGAAGAAUGAGCUCACCAAGCGCUACCGCUCCCUUCAGGACCUGUUUGAGGCCUACCAGCUGCGCAAGUCUACACUAGACCACAAGUCGGGCAGCAGCUCUUUGGACACGUUCCUAGCCCUGCUCCAAGCCGAAGGGGCCAAGAUCGAGGAGGAGACAGAGAACAUGGCCGACUCUUUCCUCGAUGGCGACGUGACCCUCGACUCCUUCAUCGACGAGUACCAGAGCAAGCGAAAGCUGGCGCACCUGCGGCGCGUCAAGAUCGAGAAGCUGCAGGAGCUGGUGCUGAAGGGUCCCCAGCUCCUCCAGGCCACGCCCACGGCCGACCCCGCCCCCAAGCCCUCAGCCCUCCAGAGGGAGCCUGGCGACACCCCCGUCACCCAGCCCAGACGGGCCCCGCCCCUGCCACCCAUCAAGAGCCCCCCUGCCUUCCCGCCGGCCCAGCCUCUGGUUCUGCUGUCCUACCCACCCAGGCCGUACCCUCCAAUCCCCCCCAGGGCGGGCCAGCUGGCGCCCAGCUUCAAUCAGCUGUACCCAUCCGUGUGCAUGGUCCAGUACCCCCCACCGGUCCCACAGCGUUCGGCCCCGCGCAUCGGCCCGCAGCCAGGCUUCAUCGUCCAGUGACUCCUGGGGCCCUGCUGUCCACUGUGAAGGAACAAUACGUACCCCGGACCCCGACCCGAGCCCACCUACAGCCUCUUCAGCCUGCACUCGUAUAAAGGAUCUCGUGCAUUAAGAUGCUGGAAGUCUAUCAUUAUGGGGGUUGUUUAGACAUUUCUACAGUUAAAAAAGUAGGGCAUGCCAUAUCUGCAAUGGGACUUGUUUUUUUUUUUGUUGUUGUGUGGUUUUUUUUGUUUGUUUUUUUGCGGGGUGG